This is a messenger RNA of Hyaloperonospora brassicae, 636 nucleotides long. Lineage: Eukaryota; Oomycota; Peronosporomycetes; Peronosporales; Peronosporaceae. The record is from the annotation of a GenBank genome assembly.
AUGAGCAGCUGGAACUCGAACGACCAAUGGCAGGACUCGGGUUCGUCCUCCCCCUCCGCAUCCGCAGCCGACUCGGGCUUCGACUCGAGCGCAACGAGCGGUCUCGAGUUCCCGAUUCUGCCCACGAUUCCCUCGGGCAGCAUUGACAUUAGCGCCAUCGCGCCAGUCUUUGGCGUCGCCUCGUACGACGACGACGCCGAUUACUUGGACUAUGACAAGGCCGGGCGGCCGUUCAUGGAGCAAAUGAGUGGCUCAUGUGGCACUGCUUAUUUCUCUGGCAUCCUCGGUGGAGGGGCGUACGGGGCUUUGCGGGGCUUCUCGCGCUCGCCCAGCACCAAGUUUAAAAUUCGCAUGAACUCGCUCAUGAACGGCGCUGCGACCCGCGGCUCGAAGGCCGGCAACGCAUUGGGCUGUCUGGCGAUGAUCUACAAGGCCUUUGAGUACGUGGCCGACUCGGCCGAGAUUGAAAACAUUGUCAAGCUUGACCAGGUGACGCCUAUUCUAGCAUCAGCAGCCACUGGUGUGUUUUACAAGUCGACAGCAGGCCCGAAGGCAAUGGUGCUGGCUGGUGCACUCGGUGCUGGACUCAUGACAGUGGUGCAGUUUGGUAUCAAGCCGUUUUACCCGCGACUGUAG